CUAAACCAAACCAAACCAAACCAAACCAGCCGUAAAACAAAACAAACAAAAUGAGCCGUUUGGUUAUCGGUUUCAAUAUCAUCAAUACCUCCUUUACUAAAUCCUUGUUAUUAUUUCACUCUCAAAUUUUCAAACCAUCUUCUUCUUAUUAUUUCAAUUCCAAUUCUUAUAAUAAUACAAAUUAUAGGUUUUGUAGAAUGGCAUCAUCAUCAUCUCCAUCGCCAUCAUCCGCCAUUGAUUUCUUAUCUCUUUGUCAUCGCCUAAAGUCGACUAAAAGAGCAGGAUGGGUGAAAAGAGAUGUCGCAGGUCCUGAGUCAAUCGCAGACCACAUGUACAGGAUGGGGUUGAUGGCUCUCAUUGCUUCUGAUACUCCUGGAGUCAACCGAGACAAGUGUAUAAAAAUGGCAAUUGUGCAUGAUAUUGCAGAAGCCAUUGUUGGUGACAUCACUCCCUCAGAUGGCGUUCCAAAGGCAGAAAAGAGCCGGCUAGAGAAAGAAGCACUAGAGCAUAUGUGCAAACUUCUUGGUGGAGGGCCACGAGCUGAGGAAAUACAUGAGUUAUGGAUGGAAUAUGAAGAAAAUUCUUCCACUGAAGCUAAGGUUGUCAAGGAUUUCGAUAAGAUUGAGAUGAUACUUCAAGCUCUGGAAUAUGAAAAUGAGCAAGGUAAAGAUUUGGAGGAGUUUUUUGUGUCUACAGCAGGCAAGUUCCAGACUGAUCUUGGGAAAGCCUGGGCUUCAGAGAUAGCAUCUAGAAGGAAAAAACAAGACUGAAAGUCAACCAUGUUCACGAAAAUAGCUGCAAAUUCUGGAGAUUUCGGUUCAAGCUUACUACUUUUGAUUCUUGCUAGUUCUAGCCCUAAAGAAUACCACCCUUCCUUGGUGUGGCCAACUUGUUAGUUGAUGAUCCCAGAGCUUCUUGGUUUACCUAUGCAACUUUAUUGCUUCAAAAUAUCACUUUUUGUUGAACUUUGCUGUUUCAUAUGUUAAUGAACUCAUUCAUUAUAUCUGUAAUGUCCUGUAGUCAGGGCUCAGGACUAAGGACAGGGCUUUUAAAGGGGUUACCAUGAAGUCUACCACUCAUGCCCCAUACCCGGAAUGAUAUUAACAGAGAAUGAUAAUUCCUACA
Molecule: messenger RNA, 1125 nt
Organism: Erigeron canadensis
Lineage: Eukaryota; Viridiplantae; Streptophyta; Magnoliopsida; Asterales; Asteraceae
Product: 5'-deoxynucleotidase HDDC2-like
Exons: 8
Coding region: 51-770 (239 amino acids)
Cellular component (GO): cytoplasm
Molecular function (GO): 5'-deoxynucleotidase activity
Source: RefSeq, a predicted model, not a curated record